AUGGAUACUGUUUAUGUCUUGGAGUGCAGCAAUAAUAAGUAUUACGUCGGAAAAACUAGAAGAAACGUUAAUACUAGGUUUGAAGAACAUCGUAAUGGAACUGGUUCAGAAUGGACACGUCUAUAUCGGCCAAUAAGAAUUGUUGAGUCUGAAAGAAGCAAUAAUUCUCAUUUAGAGCUGAAUAAAACCCUCGAUUAUAUGAGCAGAUAUGGUAUUGAUGAUGUAAGAGGCAGUUGUUAUUCUAAUGUGAAUUUAUCAGAAACAGAAAAACAGAAUAUUCGUCAAUUACUUUCUUCUAGGAAUGAUACUUGUUACAACUGUGGUAGGACUGGUCAUUUCGCUAAUAACUGUAAUUUUUCUAACGAGAAUGCUAAUAAUAAUAAUUCUCAUGGAUGUUUUAAGUGUGGCAGUACCGAUCAUUUUGCUUAUGAUUGUAAUAAUUACUUUGAUGAAAGUGAUAGCUCUUGUGAUGAGAAUGAUGAUAAUAAGUUUUAUAGAUGUUUUAGAUGUGGCAGUCCAAGUCAUUUUGCUAAUAAUUGUUAUAAAGAGUCUGAUAGUUCUAAUGAUGAGGAUAAUAGCUAUUAUGAUGAUAAUGAACGCCUUAGUUAUGUUGUAUGUUACAGGUGUGGCCAUACUGGUCAUUAUGCUAAUAGAUGUAAUAACUAA
Rhizophagus irregularis DAOM 181602=DAOM 197198 is the source of this 666-nucleotide messenger RNA. RefSeq lists its product as uncharacterized. Gene Ontology annotation, biological process: positive regulation of cytoplasmic translation. Gene Ontology annotation, cellular component: cytoplasm. Gene Ontology annotation, molecular function: zinc ion binding; translation regulator activity; mRNA binding. Lineage: Eukaryota; Fungi; Glomeromycota; Glomeromycetes; Glomerales; Glomeraceae. The record is from RefSeq and is a predicted model, not a curated record.